UAUGGAACAUUUUGAAUUAAAAAAAAUGAAAAAAUAAUUGUUUUAAAUGUUAAGAUUUUUUAAUUGAGCUUUAAUUAAGUGUCGCUUCAUAUGUAAAACGAUUAUAACUGGAUGUUAAGUGUUAAAACACAGUAAAACUGCGUUAGAAAUCGAGGCGGUUAUAAGCCAAGUUAAAAACGCAAAAAACGCAUUUAUCAGUGAGUUUUUUGCAAAUUUAUUGCUGCGAGCACUAAAAAUAGACACGCAGCUUUAAUACCUGCUACACACAGAUGGCCAACAUAACAUGACUCCUAGGGGGGAAGAUCCCCUCAAUAGGGGAUCCACCAACAAAAACAGCAUUCAGGACAAAGUGGCUACAUUGUUUUACAGUUUGGGGCUUUUGUGCAGUAGCUAUCCUACUUGUAUUCUUGUAUUUUCUAUUGCUGUCAUUGUUGGAGCAUGUCUACCAUUGCUAAAUAUUCCUUUGCCCCUAACCUCACCUCACCAAGAAUGGAUCUCAAGCAACAACCUCACAGAUGGUCCUCGCCCUUAUUGCUAUGUGCAGCAAGUAAUUCUCAAAGCUGCAGUUUUACCUUGGGAACCUGAUCUCAUUUUGGGGGAUGCUUUUAGGGCCCCAUUAUAUGAAUCUUUUAAACUGCUGGACAUUGUCAGGAAUUAUGAAGAUGGAGAGAGCCAUAAAACUUUAGGGCAUGUAUGCCUUCACAUAGAAGCAGUGGCAAAGGGUAGAGAGUACUCUCCAGUGAUGCCACAGUACAGCUGUUUGGUACUGUCACCUGCCAACUUGUGGCAUCAGGAUAUUAACUUGUUCAGUCAAGACAGUGCUAUUUUGACUACCAUCUACAACCAACAUAAAUAUCAAAAAGGGAAGAUUUCAGUGGCUGAAAUGCUGUUUGGAUUGCCAUUAAGGGAGUCAGGUUUUAAGAGAUACCCUUUAAGGCACCGUCAAAGGGUUAUACAGUUUGCUGUCACCUUGUUUUUUAAAGAAUAUGAUAAAGGGUUUAUCCAAGGGCUUCAUGAGAAACUUAUUACGCUUUACCCACUUCAUCAGAACAACUCUAAGCCUCCCUCUGACACCCUUAUAAUCCACUAUCCUGAAGAAAUUGACUAUCUAGAACUUUCUCCUCUUAUAGCAGCUUUUAUAAUGCUCUUUCUUUACUACUACUUUUACGUAAGAAAAAUUGAUGACAUAAAAUCGAAGGCGGGCCUAAGUUUUGCAGCAAUGUUCACUGUUCUAUGCUCACUUCUCAUGACCAUGGGGAUAUGUUUCAUAUUUGGUCUUACCGUAAAUUGUCAACGCGGCAAAUGGAUAUUUCCGUAUCUAGCGAUACUUUUGGGGCUGGAAAAUGUCUUGGUGCUGACCAAAAGUGUUUUAAUGACCCCAUUACAUUUGGACGCUAAAAUCCGACUUGCCCAAGGCCUAAGCAAAGAAGGUUGGUCAACCACCAAGAAUCUAUUAAUCGAAAUUACCAUUUUAACGUUUGGUUUAUUCACUUUCGUGCCUUUGAUACAGGAGUUUUGUAUUUUCGUCCUCGUAAGCCUCUGUGCGGGCUUGUUUCUGCAAAUAUUCUUCUUUUCUACCGUCUUGAGCAUGGAUUUGAACAGGGCCAGCAACACCAUCGAAAAAACCAAUCAAAGCUUUAGAAAUGCCUUGUAUCAACCUUUGGCAACGUUGGAUUAUAACAGUUUUAAUAAGGGUAUGAGCAGAUCCAGAUCGCAUCCGAGAUUGAGUUUUCCGGCCAACGUUGUGGCGGGGCAAAAACACGCCGCGCCCCAAGAAAAGAGGCUCCCGAAACGGCUGCGCAUGGUCAACAUUUGGGCGCGCACGCGCUUUUUCCAAAGGAGUUUUAUGAUUCUCAUGAUAAUCUGGAUCUGCAUGAUCAUCUACAACGGAGACUUGAUCAACAAUUACUUUUUAAACCAAAUGGACGAUCGGCAAAACGGCACCAGCACUCGCCAGUUGAAGAACUAUCUGAACUUAAACUUUUUCCCUUCCACCGUAAAUUCCACGUUUUCAGUUAAAAGUGUCAAUUACGUCACUUACAGUCCUUUAUCAGUAAAUGGUUCGUUCGACAUCGAUAAACUGAAGCCGAGCGAACACGAGCCUCACGUCCAACUAGCCACCAGUCGCUUUUUAAGUCUGAUCUUAAGCAAAUAUAAUAUUAGUGUCAGCGGCAAAUCUGUUGCGGUGUUGCCGAGUAUUAAGCUUGCGCACGUUAUUAGACCGGAUCAGGCGGCCCAGUUGCGGAAUCCUGAAGAGAAAUAUGGGAAAAAGUUGCAAUGGCAGGCACUAGCAGCUGCCCUCGAUCCGAUCGACUUUAAUGGAGACUAUCCAUCGAUGGACCAAAUGGAUCAGCCCUUCUAUCCGAGAUCCCCAAUGGAAAUUAUGUUGCUUUCCAUUUUGAUCUGUAUUAGUGUGAUAGUGUUGGCCUAUGGGCUUGUGGUACUUUAUAAGUGCGUUUGUUCGAGGAAUUAUGCGGAAUGGAGGGCUUCUUGGUAUCCGGAGAAAAACGAGGAACCUGUCGAUGAUCAGGUUCUGUUGGAAGCGGUGCCUGUCGUGUUGGAUGGGCAUGCUCACGAGGUCGAGUGUAUUGCAACAGAUGGCGUACACUUGGCGAGCGUCUGCCUAGCGGGCCAACUAAAAAUCUGGGACAACAGCACCGGGGAACUCCUGACCGUAAUCGAUCGUAAGGCCUACUUCACCCAAACGGAGCGGAAACGUAAUUCCUCGUUGGACACCGACGAUAUUUCAGACUACGAAAGCGGAUCGCCACCAUCGAGGGACGAAGUGUUUCCCACCCUAGUCAAUCGAAUCAAUCCAGAUUUUUCAAACUUACGGUCCCGGUCACUUAACGAACCUUUCGAUUCGCGUUACGAACUGUACAAGUCUUACAAGUAUCACUAUAUUAGCGAUAAGAGUCUUUUGAAGAAGAGAAAAGCCAGCGUGAAGGAGGAUGUGCUUAGCAGCGAUUAUAAUAUCAGGAGCGGCACCACGUACGGUCGGAUUUCUUCCGUGUGGUGCAUGGAUUACGUGGAUAAUAUGGUGAUUAUCGGUUGCGCCGAUGGUCGAUUGGAGUUUUGGGAAGCGACCACGCAAAAACUGAAGUGUAUUUUCGAGGAUGGUAACGAUUCUGGUGUGACGCACGUCAAAAUGAUCGGAUCGCGGGUCGUCGCGGCGAGGUUGUGUGGCUCUUUGGAUUUUAUGCAAUUGCAGACGUACAAUCAGGGACGACCGAUCGAUUGGAACUUUAGUAACGCGUAUAGGAGGACCCACAUUAGGACUGGGUCUAUGGGAUCUGAGAGGGAGAUUAAAGGACAGACCGACCAAGAGGAAGAUCUGCGCUGCAUCAAACUGAUCACAGUUAAGGCUCACCCUCAGCCAAUCACGUGUCUGGACUGUGAGGGUGGACGAAUAGUGACUGGUAGCCAAGACCACACCCUUAAAGUGUACAGGGUUGAAACCGCUGACUUGCUUUACACCCUGCAUGGACAUUGUGGGCCGAUCACUUGCAUGUUUAUCGACAGGGUGUGUCCGGCGACUUCUGGGAGCGGGAGUCAGGAUGGUAUGGUGUGUGUUUGGGAUCUGCUAUCGGGCACUUGUAUGUAUAGCACCCAAGCCCACGACGGAGCCGUCAUCUCCCUGACUUACUCCGCCAGUUACGUUAUCUCCUUAGGCAUGGACGAGCGUUUAUGCGUGUGGGAACGAUUCCAGGGUCACCUCUUAAACACAAUCUUGGUCGGUCAAGUGUUUUCGAAUCACGUGUUGAUGCUCGCGUCCCAUCUGGUCGUCACCGGUAAAAAUGGCGGCCUGGUCAUUUGGGACGUGCGCAACGGUGAGUGUAUUCGGACUAUAACGUUGGGCCGAGACCCGUUCGUAUUUAUUAAUCAAUUGAUUUUGUUGAGGGACGCCGUGUUGUGUGACUACGGUAGGCAGUUGAGGAUCGUGAGGUUCCCGUUGAUCACGCAUAAGUUUGACUGAGGUGGUUUUGUUAAUGUUGUAAGAGUUGAGAGUUGUUUGGGGUCAAUGUUUUACACUAAUGGACAACAAAACUACAGAGAUUUUUUUAAAUUAAAAAAUAUAUAGUAGCAGAGAGUAUAUUGGAAAAACCAGUUCGUCGAACUUUGUAUAGGGUGACCACACAUUGUGCAUUGUGUAAAAAAAUGAGAUGAGAUGAGCUUUAGAAUUGUAAUUACUUAUUUUUGCAAGGUCCUAAAACAGGAGAGGCACAUUGUAUCCACAAAUGACUUGAGGAAGAACUAACUAAGUUGGUUUUCGCAAUAUAAUACUCUCCCUUUUUCUUAGCAGACCAAAUAGUUCGAAUAUACUUUAUGUGAACAUAAAUACGACAACGAAACUGCAGGGAGAAACAUUCUUUGCUACUUUAUAAUACGGCAAACAUUUACUAAACUAAAAUGCGUGGGUAAAAGUAUUGUUCAUACGGUUCUAACAAAUGUUCUUCGUAGAAGAUACUGGCACACUCUGAGGUACAAUUCAGAACUUGCCAGAUUUGGUGCUAAGAUCUUAGGUGUCUCCAAAUUAAUCCAACAACCUCUAAGCAAAGUAAAUUUUUAGUUGAUUCCAAGCAUCUGUGUGUGCGAAUUUCACUAAGCCUCUUUAAAUUAUACUCAAGACUUAACAUGUCUCUGAGUAAAUUAGCUUUUGUUUUAUUUCAGGCAGUUUGUUCCUGGUUUUUGAGUUUUUCGAAAUUGCUUUAAGACUCUGUAAAUUACAUUCAAGUGCCUAGAUAAAGCAAAUUGGUAUUAUUCCAGGCUUUCAAGCCUUUCCAAAAUGCUCUAAAACUAUUUAGAUAGCAUUGAAACGCCUAUAAGUAUUUUUUUUUAAAUUUUUACAAAGAAUUUGGGUGUCUCCUAAUUGCUGAAAAGUUCUCCAAAUUAUUUCCAAACGCCUGGAAGUAAAUUUUUAACUUAUUCGAGGCCUUUAUAUUAUAUAGCCCUGAGGGUAUCCAAAUUGCUCUAAAGCUCCUUAAAGUACACUCAAAUGCCUCUACGUUAAGCAAGUUUUUUUUUGUAUUCAAGAACUAAAGAUUUAUAAAUUAUUUCCAAAUACCUCUAAAGAAAGUAAAUUUUUAUGUUAUUCCAGGUUUCUGUGUGUUUCCAAAUUGUUCUCACAUCAUCCAUAUUUUUAAUUUAUUUCAGGCUUUUAGGUGUUUCCAAAUUGCUCUUAGAGCAAGUAGAGUCUUAGUAGUCAAGUAGACCUAAAAAAAGCCCAUAAAUAAAUAAUUUGUUUGCUUACUCCAGGAACUCGGGUAUCUCCAAAGUUAUUUACUCUAAGAAUUAACUGCCUCUAAGAAAAUUUGUUGUCUUAUGCCAGAAACUUAAGUGCGUCCAAAUUACCCUUAAAAACCUCUAAGGGAUGUCUUAAUCCAGGAACUUGAGUGUCGCCUAAUUGCUCUAAAGUUCGCCAAUUUACACCCAAAUGUCUCUAAGUAAAUAAUUUUUUGUUUCAUUUUUGGAACUUGGGUGUCUGCAAGUUCCUUCCAAAAGCACCUUAGUAAAGUAUUUUUUAAAUUUUAGUCAAGGAACUUGGGUGUUUUUAGAUUGCUCUAAAGUAAAAUAAAUUUCCUGUUUAUUUCGGGCUUUUAUCAUUUUUGUGACGUAAUCAUUAACUAACAAAAAUUCAUAUUCAAGGCAAACUAAUUGACUGAAGUCAAAAUCAUUUGAUCUAAAUAAUUUUAAAUUUUCAAAUGAGGCGCCAUAUUGAACAAAAACUGUAGUUCACCCUUGCGACCAACUUAUUCCUGGCCACUGUUUCUUCGAAUUUUUGAACAAUUUCUUUUCCAUGUCGCAGUUUUACGAACCCUUCUUCUGGACUUCCCAUUCCCAGCUUCAUUCAAGUUUUGCACUUCAGCAUCAUCGCCACCACUGCUACUUGGAACAUAAUCUCCAUCUAUAUCAGAGUUAUCAGAGAAUGGCUCUGAAAAAGAGUCAUUUUAUUAAAAUCUGUUGUAGGUAUUUAAAUAAUAACGAAAAAAAUGCAAUUAUUAUGAUUAUGUUCUUAGUUCCAUAUGAAUUUGUAACGCUAUAAUGAAAAGAAAACUCGAUUUGUAUUAUCAUAACCUUAAAAAAUUGAUAUCAUAAAAUAUGCACCUUAAUUUUUACUUUAAAUAGAAAUUUUUCUUGCUAUAAUAACUACUUACCUCUUUCAUCGUCUGAUGUAAGCAUUUUGAAAUUAAAAAUGCACUUCAAUCACUAUUUUUCACGAUUUUAGUACGACAACUGACACUGACAAAAUCAUUAGUAAUCAACAGAAUAUAACAGUUUCCUUGGCUGCAAAUGGAUCCAAGUAUACUUGGACCCGUUUAGCUCUAAACAACUGUUAAGAUAUGGUAAGUAGUAAAUUUUCUUAUUGAUAGAUGGAGCCAUUAAGACUUGUUUUAUGCUUGGAUCUCUUUGCCACCAAGUAAAUGUAUAUAUUAAGUUUUGAUUUUUGCACUUAGCUCGAUAUUGAAAAAAACUCGACUUGGACCCCUUGGCUUCUGACCCCCUCAGUUACGGAUUAAAUAUGACUUAUUUUAUGCACAGGGUAUUACAUUAAAGAGAAAAUUAUUAUAAGGCAUAUUUUUUUUACUUUCACGUAUUUUUCAAGAAAUUUGAUGCAAAACGGCACUUUAAUUUUAGUUAUUUCAAAUGAAGCUGUAUUUAGAGGAACUCAUCAUGUUACCUUUAUUAAAAUAUCCCGCUUUAUGAUACAUAGUUUAUUUGGAGCAUUCAGCUUUAACCUUUGCCGAUAAAAAAAACAACAUAGAUCUUUGGUAAGUUUAUUAAAAGUCUUUUUAUAGAAAGAACCCAGGCAUAACCUAAAAGGAAUAGUUACAAAUUAUAAUAGAACUGCUAAAAUUUGUGAUAAUUCUUUUGAUCUGGCAGACUGCCGAUUUAUUUUUGAUGCCCAUGGUAACGUCUCAAAAAUCAACUUAUUUAACUACGACUCGAAUUAUUUUGGAUUUGUCAGUUUAUCCCUCUUUAAUCCAUCUAUAUCUUAUAAGACCACACUAAAAACGUUCCCUCCAAAAACUCUCUGCGGCAAAAUGUGUUAAUUAUGUUUUUUUUCGCACCUAUAAACAAAUUGUUACGUUUAUUUUCUUGCAGAGAUGCAGAUUGUUAUGAUUAUCAAAAUUUUAAAACGAAGUUUAUUGUCAAACAACGUGUGCCUUCUCAAAGUAGUUUUAAGGCUUUAAAAGUAAAAAGUAAAUUUAAAUGCACUUAAUUUAUCUUAUUUUAAGGAGACUUAAUUUAUUGUUAGGUUAAUCUUUUUUGCGUUUUUACACUGUUUUUACAAGUUUUAGUAUAGUUCGGAAGCUUUAUAGAAUAAGGAGAUGUUGUAUAUAAUUUGGCUUUUAGAAAAUGUUGAUAAUAAACUAUAUUUUUCUCAUUUGUA
Molecule: messenger RNA, 7393 nt
Organism: Anthonomus grandis grandis
Lineage: Eukaryota; Metazoa; Arthropoda; Insecta; Coleoptera; Curculionidae
Gene: SCAP
Product: sterol regulatory element-binding protein cleavage-activating protein
Exons: 10
Coding region: 284-3976 (1230 amino acids)
Biological process (GO): SREBP signaling pathway
Cellular component (GO): endoplasmic reticulum membrane; Golgi membrane
Molecular function (GO): sterol binding; protein binding
Source: RefSeq, a predicted model, not a curated record